AUGGAAGGAUACGGUCCACCAAGAUUUGCGAUCGGAGACCAGUGGGAGAUGUAUCAAGAGCGUUUGGAGCAGUACUUUGUAGCUGUGGACCUGGAAGAGGAGCAAGUUUACCAAACCGUGAAGAACAUCUGCCAUCCUGCGAAGCCGAAUGAGAAGUCCUACGUCGAACUUUGCGCUUUGUUGAAGGGAAGAUUCUGUCCGACGAUGGUUACGUAUCGGGAGCGAGCUGUAUUCUACAGGGCUCGACAGGAAUCAGGAGAAACUGUUCAAGAAUGGUAUGUUCGAUUGAAGAAGUUAUCCCUGAAUUGCGAAUUUGGAGAACAUUUGGACCAUGCACUGAAGGACAUUUUCGUUACGGGACUUCAACCGGGUCCGAUUUUCGAACGUUUGUGUGAAGAAGAAGACUUCGUUCCGUUGGAGAAUUUACUCAGGGUUGCGGCGAAAAAAGAAGCCACGUUGAAAAACCGAGGAGUUCUUGAAGUAAACAAGAUCAGCGAGAAAAAGGCCAAUUACGGAUCGAAGCCUUCGAAGAAACCCAGUUCGGCGAGCUGCUUUGCCUGCGGUAAGAACAAUCACGAUUUUCGAAGCUGUCAAUAUCGCAGCUAUGUGUGCAAGAUUUGUAAGGAAAAAGGUCACAUUGCCGUGGUCUGUCCGAAGAAGCAAAAAGGAAUCUCUGGACGGAAGGAUAGUAACGUCAACCAUUUGGAAGUUAACAACAUUGGUUGCUGCGAUCCCUACUUCGUGAACGUUGCGGUCAAUGGACGAAUCACCAAGUUUGAAAUGGACACAGGAUCACCGAUAACGAUCAUUUCCGAAACAUUCUACCGCAAUCAUUUUGAAGAAUUUCCUUUACACCCGUUCCGGGGCAAGUUGGUGUUUUAUACCGGAGGAGAAGCUUCACCGAAAGGAGCGUUUGACGCGGUGCUGGUUUACCAGGGUCGACAAGCUGUUGGCCAAGUAGUGGUCAUUGAAGGAGGACGUAAUCCACUGAUUGGACGCGACUUUAUUGGCAAACUUCUGAAAUUUCAAAUCAACAAACUGGACACGGAGUCACCGGAGAAGCAUGAAGAACAGUUGAAUGCAAUUUUGAAUCGUUAUGGAGAAUUGUUUGAUGGAUCGUUGGGAUGCUACAAAUACGCGAAGGUCAAUCUUCAGCUGAAGCCGGAUGUUGAACCAAAGUUUUUCAAACCGAGGAAGAUACCAGUUUCGUUUCAAUCCAAGGUGGAAAAGGAGUUAGAGAACCUGGAGAAGACCGGCAUUAUAACUAAAGCUGAGACUGCUGAAUGGGGAACACCGUUGGUUCCUGUUUUGAAGAAGGACAAAUCCAUUCGCCUGUGCGCUGAUUAUCGAGUCACUGUUAACCCACAUUUGGAGGACAAGCGAUACCCGAUGCCAGUUGUGGAAGAUCUCUUCGAUGCUUUACAAGGCGAUCUACCAGCGGUAUUGAUUACUGAUGCUUCAGGAAAAGGAAUUGGCGCGGUUCUUCUACAAGUGUUUCCGGAUGGAAGUCAGCGACCAGUGACGUUCAUUUCGAGAGUACUGAAGAGUCAUGAGCAAGAGUAUUCCCCUUUGGACAUGGAAGCUUUGGCUGUUUAUUAUGCUGUACGAAGAUUGAGCGGUUACUUGUUGGGAAGAUCAUUCACCAUUUUGACGGAUCAUCAACCACUGGUGUCGUUAUUUGGACGAAAAGGUAUUCCGGAUAUGGUGUUUGGCAAGCUGCAACGUUGGGCUGUAUUUUUGGCGAAUUACGAAUAUGAAAUCAAGUACAUCAAAGGAGUUAACAACAAGGUAGCAGAUUUUCUUUCCCGAUCACCAGUUCAAUGUAACCACGAGGACGUUGGAGACGACGAAGAAGUUUUGUUCCUGCAGUACAUAGAAUCCGAGACGAGAUCGUUGGUUGAACGGAAGCAGCUGAUAGUAGAAUCUCGACGUGAUCCUGUUAUUAGCCGUAUUGUGAAUUUUGUCAAGACCGGAUGGCCCAACAAUGUGGAGGAUCCAGACCUGAAGAAGUUUUCUGUUCGGAAGGAUGAGCUUGUUGUUGAAGAAGGAGUGUUAAUGUGGGGCUAUCGCAUUGUGGCGCCUACAAAACUUCGACCGUUUUUGCUUCAAGAGUUACAUUCGACACAUUUGGGUAUCGUCAAAAUGAAAUCGUUGGCGAGAAAUUACUUCUGGUGGCCGAACAUCGAUAAAGACAUUGAAGACAUGGAAGAACCUGGCGCUCGUGGAGGAGAUAUUCAAGCUAUUGAACAUAUUCCUGAUGACGAGUAUUUGUCGGCUGAGGACGACGACAUUCCAGAACCGAUGAUGAAUCAACAAUCAGGCCACUAUCGUGAAGAUGGAGUUUAUGUUACUAGAAGCAACCGAAUGGUACGAGCUCCGGAUCGCUAUUAG
Molecule: messenger RNA, 2391 nt
Organism: Aedes albopictus (Asian tiger mosquito)
Lineage: Eukaryota; Metazoa; Arthropoda; Insecta; Diptera; Culicidae
Exons: 4
Coding region: 1-2391 (796 amino acids)
Biological process (GO): proteolysis
Molecular function (GO): aspartic-type endopeptidase activity; nucleic acid binding; zinc ion binding
Source: RefSeq, a predicted model, not a curated record